AUGUUUGUUGACAAUGUCCUUCAGAAUCGACUACAUGAAGCCAUUGUCCACAUAUGGAGUCAGUCAGUGGAGAGCAAUGUCCGUGUUGGUGAUCAUCACCAUGCUCCGGUCGACUCUUCAGAGAUUAUCGCCGUUGAAGAGGCCGUUUUCAAGGACGAGAGAGUUCAAGCAGAACUCAAGAAGCUUCAAUUGCCAAAAGACACCAAAUUCGUUUGCGACCCGUGGAUUUACGGCUCUGAUGGCGUCGACGACGACAAGCGGAUGAUGCAAGCAUUUCUUUACACUCGAGAUCCAGCCAAUCCCCAUAAUGCGGACUCGAAUUACUAUGCCUUCCCGCUUUCGAUUCUGCCUGUUCUUGAUGCAACGACGAUGAAAUUGAUCCGCAUCGAUAGAAUUGCCACCGGAAAGGGACUGGAGAAAAAGCUAACGUCUAAGGCCAAGGUUCACCCUCCCAGAGAAUAUACUCCAGAACACCAGAAGUUGAGGACAGACUUGAAACCGUUGCAAGUGAUCCAACCUCAGGGUACAAGCUUCAAAGCGACCAAAUUCGGCGAGACUGGCCAUACUGUAGAAUGGCAGAAGUGGUUCUUUAGAAUAGGCUUCAACCAACGGGAGGGAAUGGUGCUGUACGAUGUGCGCUAUGACAAGCGUAGUCUCUUUUACCGGCUGUCAUUGUCGGACAUGAACAUUCCCUAUGCUGAUCCUCGCGCGCCUCUUCAUCGGAAAACGGCCUUUGAUCUCGGCGAUGUGGGUGCUGGGAUCAUGGCUAAUAAUCUCAAGCUAGGAUGUGACUGCUUAGGAUCCAUCUACUAUAUCAAUGGUGUCAUCUCCGACGACAAGGGCGAGCCAGACCCUAGACCAAACGCAAUCUGCAUCCAUGAACAGGACGCCGGCGUCCUCUGGAAGCACACCAACUACCGCACUGGCCGCGCAGCAGUCGUACGAAACCGAGAACUCGUGGUUCAGUCAAUUAUAACCGUCGCUAACUAUGAAUAUAUCCUCGCUUUCAUCUUCAACCAAGCUGGCGAACUUACCUACGAGGUCCGCGCCUCUGGCAUUGUCAGUACCCAGCCCAUCGACGAAGGCAUCUCUGUACCGUGGGGUACAAUCCUACACCCUGGCGUUUUCGCCUCCCACCACCAGCAUAUCAUCUCCCUCCGUAUCGACCCAGCCAUCGAUGGUCACAGCAACACACUUAUCCGCUCCGAAGCACACGCAAUGCCCAUCGAUCCGUUCAACCCCUACGGCAACGGCUACACCGUCGAAGAAACCACUGUUCCGACCAGCACAGGCCUCAACCUUGACCCUGACAAAAACCGCUUUUUCAAAAUCGCUAACCCUUCCUCUUUAAAUCCCAUCACCGGCAAGCCAGUUGCAUACAAAAUCGCCGCCCCACCUUUCCAGAAGAUGCUUGCUCAUCCCACCAGCUAUCAUCACAAACGCGCCGAGUUUGCAGAUUGCAAUCUCUAUGUGACACGCUACCGCGACGGGGAACUUUAUCCCGGCGGGACGUAUACGAACCAAUCGCGGGGUGGGCACGGGGUACGCACGUGGGCGAAUAGGAAAGACGAUAUCACAGGCGAAGACGGCAAGGGCGAGGACAUCGUGGUCUGGGUACAGUUCGGGCUGCAGCAUAUUGUGAGGACGGAAGAUUGGCCGGUCAUGCCUGCGGAGACAAUCAGGGUCAGUCUGAAGCCAUGUAAUUUCUUCACUGGCAACCCGGCGCUGGAUGUGCCGCCUAGUGACCAGAGGAAUAAUGGGAGCGUGUUGGUUGAUGGUGAGGGUGGGGCCAGGGUGGCAAAUGAGGCAGAGAAGCAUUUGCAAGGUGGGAAGGUGGCGAAGAUGAACGGAGUUGUGCAGAACGGCUGUGGUGAGUGCGAGAGUGGAUGA
This is a messenger RNA of Bacidia gigantensis, 1890 nucleotides long. RefSeq lists its product as uncharacterized. Gene Ontology annotation, biological process: amine metabolic process. Bases 1 to 1890 code for a protein of 629 amino acids. NCBI's taxonomy places the organism in Eukaryota, Fungi, Ascomycota, Lecanoromycetes, Lecanorales, Ramalinaceae. The transcript has 3 exons. The record is from RefSeq and is a predicted model, not a curated record. Gene Ontology annotation, molecular function: quinone binding; primary methylamine oxidase activity; copper ion binding.